This is a messenger RNA of Penicillium antarcticum, 537 nucleotides long. RefSeq lists its product as uncharacterized. NCBI's taxonomy places the organism in Eukaryota, Fungi, Ascomycota, Eurotiomycetes, Eurotiales, Aspergillaceae. The transcript is spliced from 3 exons. Bases 1 to 537 code for a protein of 178 amino acids. Gene Ontology annotation, biological process: carbohydrate metabolic process. The record is from RefSeq and is a predicted model, not a curated record.
AUGUUCUAUGGCUUCAACCUAUACGACGAUGUCGAUGAUACCGAGUCUUAUCACCUAUAUGGAAAUGACUUCAGCGAUAACUCACAGGCUUAUAUAUUACUUGCUCGCCCUGUGCAAAAGCACAAGGUCAACUAUGAAAUCGGCUGGUCCUUAUACUCACAGGGUACCGAGUCUGAGUACCGCUCUUUGAUCAAACAACUGCGUGAUUAUAUUGCCCGUGGACAUGUUACUCCUAGCAGGACAGCUAUGCUGUAUUCGCGUUUUGGUGCCACUUCAGCUAGUAUCUAUAUUGGAAACAGUCUACAAAACAAGGAAAUCAGCGAGGCACCCGAUACUCCUGGAGUCCCCUCUGGUGAUAAGAGUGAAGGAAACAACUUCCUUGCUUUCCUUGUGGUUUUGAAAAACCUUCUGGGAGAUAAGUCUGUCUCUAUCACUGCUCCCGGCUCCUAUUGGUACCUCAAGGGCUUUCCUAUUGCAAAGAUCAGCAAGGUUGUUGACUAUAUCGUCUUCAUGACUUAUGAUUUGCACGGCCAAUAG